This is a messenger RNA of Aureobasidium subglaciale EXF-2481, 891 nucleotides long. RefSeq lists its product as uncharacterized. The record is from RefSeq and is a predicted model, not a curated record. The coding region runs from base 1 to 891 and encodes 296 amino acids. NCBI's taxonomy places the organism in Eukaryota, Fungi, Ascomycota, Dothideomycetes, Dothideales, Saccotheciaceae. The transcript is spliced from 3 exons.
AUGGCAGGAGAAAGGCUUCGCAUAGGAUACAUUCCUGAACAUUUCUCGACACCCUUACACUUCGCUAUCAAGCAUUUCGGCCUCGAGGCAGACAUAGAGCCGUUUCCCACCGGUACCGGCGCUCUCACAGCAGCUCUGAAGGAAAACAGCAUCGACGUCGCAAUUGGCUUGACCGAGGGCUUUGUGGCGGACCUAGGAAAGACAAACGCAAAGAAAGAGACACCUUCAUAUAAACUGGUCGGAACCUACGUUGAGAGUCCGUUGUGCUGGGCUAUCAGUGUAGGCAAUAAAAGCUCGAUCGAUAGUGAGGAUGCUUUGGACGGCAAGAGAGUUGGCGUUUCAAGAAUCGGCAGUGGAUCUUAUGUAAUGUCGUACGUGUUGGCAGACCAGAAGGGCUGGCUGGAGAAGACAAAGUCACCCUUUGAAGUUGUUCCUCUGGGCGAUUUCAAGGCCCUUCGAGAUGGGGUUAAUGCGGGAAACAAGGCCGACUUCUUCAUGUGGGAGCACUUCACAACCAAAAAGUACUACGACAACGGCGAGCUGAAGCGAGUAGGCGACAUCUACACGCCAUGGCCUAGCUGGAUGAUUGCAGCAAGAGACGCCCAAGAUAAGGAGCUCGAAGUCAUGGCAGAGAAGCUGAACCAAGGAGUCGCGUGGUUCCGCGAGCACCAAGAGGAGUCGGUCGCACACAUCACCGGUACAAUGGAGUAUUCACAGGAAGAUGCCAAUGCGUGGCUCAAGACUGUCAAGUUCGCAGACGAUGUCCGGGGUGUCGAGUCAAGCGUAGUGGAGCACACAGUCAGCAUCCUACAGAAGGGCGGUGUCUUGGAUGAGCGAAACGGUGGUGUAGACGGCAUGGUCGCUAUCCGCCGUUCUGCAAGAGGUCAAUGA